This is a messenger RNA of Humulus lupulus (European hop), 1579 nucleotides long. Its product is annotated as protein trichome birefringence-like 34. The record is from RefSeq and is a predicted model, not a curated record. Gene Ontology annotation, cellular component: Golgi apparatus. The transcript has 5 exons. Gene Ontology annotation, molecular function: O-acetyltransferase activity. The coding region runs from base 68 to 1384 and encodes 438 amino acids. Lineage: Eukaryota; Viridiplantae; Streptophyta; Magnoliopsida; Rosales; Cannabaceae.
AUAAACUUGGGUUUACACAAAGCCAGAGUACUAGAUAGCUAGCUAAAACUAGAAACCAAAUAUUCCAAUGGCAACUAAGAAAAACCAAAGCCAAACAGUACUCUCUCCUCCUCUUCCUCUUCCUCUUCCUCUUCCUCUUCCUCUUCCAACAUUGGGAAUCAGAAACAGCUUUCAUUCCCUCCUUGCUAUUCUGAUCACAGUCUUAGUCAUCUCUGUUGUUUACCUCACCCAAAAUGGUGACCAAGUCUUGGAAGAUUGUGCCAAAAGCAACAAGUCCAAACUUAUUAAACCUUUAUUAUCCAUUGGUGUUCAACCCGAAUCCGAUUCGAAUAUGGGUUGUAAUCUGUUCUCGGGUAAGUGGGUUAUGGACAAUGAAUCUUACCCUCUGUACAACGAAAAACAAUGCACUUUCAUGUCUGAUCAGCUGGCCUGUGAGAAGUUUGGUAGACAAGACUUGAGCUUUCGGAAUUGGAGGUGGCAGCCUCACCAUUGCGACCUUCCCAGGUUCAAUGCCACAGUACUACUUGAGAGAUUAAGGAACAAGAGGCUUGUGUUUGUUGGGGACUCAUUGAAUAGAGGCAUGUGGGUUUCGAUGGUUUGCCUACUCGACUCAGCUAUUCUUCCAUCUUUCAAAACCAUGCACGCAAAUGGCUCCUUGAACAUCUUUAAGGCCACUGAAUACAACGCCACAGUAGAGUUUUACUGGGCACCAUUGUUGGUGGAAUCGAACUCGGAUGACCCAGUGAGUCACCGCGUGGCAGAUAGAAUAGUUAGAGUCCAAGCCAUAGAAGAGCAUGCUAAAUUUUGGACCAAUGCAGACAUUCUUGUUUUUAAUUCAUAUCUUUGGUGGAGAAGACCCAAAAUGAAAGUUUUGUGGGGAUCUUUUGAGAGAUCAUCAGAUGGUGUUUAUAAAGAGGUUAAGAUGUUAAGAGUGUAUGAGAUGGCUUUGAAGACAUGGUCUGAUUGGUUGGAAGUUCAUGUUAAUCCAAACAACACCCAAAUGUUUUUUGUUAGCAUGUCACCAAUCCAUGAAAGGGCUGAAGAAUGGGGUGGAGAUAAAGGUAAAAAUUGCUAUGGAGAAACAGAGCAAAUUUUUGAAGAGGGAUAUAGGGGAAGUGGGACAGAUCCCAAAAUGAUGAGAGUGGUAGAGAACACACUAGAUAACUUAAAAACAAGAGGCUUAAAUGUUCAAAUGCUUAACAUUACUCAACUCUCAGACUAUAGAAAAGAAGCUCAUCCCUCUAUUUAUAGAAAACAAUGGGAGCCUUUAACUGAGAAGCUCAAAGCCAACCCUAGCAGCUAUGCUGAUUGUGAUCAUUGGUGCCUUCCUGGUGUUCCUGAUGUUUGGAAUGAGCUUCUCUAUGCUUAUAUUUUUCGCCAAUGACCACAAACUCUAAGUUUGAUGAUCGAAUUUCGACUGGGAUAAGUGAUUUUCUUUAAACUAUUUCUUAUUUUUAUAAAUUGAUAGGAAAUCUUAAAUUCGAUAAUCGAAUUUCGAUUAAGAUCUAUCAUUUUUAUGUAUGUACAAAUGAAAAAGAAAAAGUGAAAUGAAAGAAAAUAGUUGUUGUAUUUUUUAUUU